This is a messenger RNA of Beta vulgaris subsp. vulgaris (sugar beet), 835 nucleotides long. Its product is annotated as protein transport protein Sec61 subunit gamma. Lineage: Eukaryota; Viridiplantae; Streptophyta; Magnoliopsida; Caryophyllales; Amaranthaceae. Gene Ontology annotation, cellular component: Ssh1 translocon complex; membrane. Gene Ontology annotation, molecular function: transmembrane protein transporter activity. Gene Ontology annotation, biological process: protein targeting; post-translational protein targeting to membrane, translocation. The record is from RefSeq and is a predicted model, not a curated record. The transcript has 3 exons. The coding region runs from base 258 to 467 and encodes 69 amino acids.
UAUAUCGAGAACCAGAUUGAGAACCAGUUUUCACACCAUUACUUAGUAUCAAAAACAAGUUCACUUUUGUGUUGCCAAGUUUGACUUUAAUCGCCUCCGAGUAAACGCGUCUAGUAUUGUCCUUUCCCUUUGUGAUCCCUUAAAAAAUCAAAUAAUCACAACUUCAAAAUUCAAUAUCCAGUCAACCAAAUUCCAAUUUCUUUCACCAAAAAAAAAAAAAAAUUCCGAUUUCAAACAUCUCAAUCUCUCUCUCUUCAAUGGAUGCCAUAGACUCAGUCGUCGAUCCUCUCAGAGAAUUUUCCAGGGACAGCAUUCGCCUUGUUAAACGGUGCCACAAACCCGAUCAAAAAGAGUUUUCUAAGGUUGCAUUCCGUACGGCAGUCGGGUUUGUAGUGAUGGGGUUUGUUGGAUUUUUCGUGAAGCUCGUCUUCAUCCCUAUCAAUAAUAUCAUCGUUGGCUCUGUUUAGGAUCAGUUAUCUUCCACAUGUCUCUACUUUUCUCACUGCCUGAAUAUGUGUGCCCAAGGGGUAUGAGUGGUUAAUUAAGAACGCAAGAAGUAUGAGAUAACUAAUUCAUUAAAUGACAAUUUUGUGCUAGUUGAGUAGAUUAUAUUUAGCUGACAGUGAACAAAUGCACAUAUGUCAAAGGUUAUGUACUCAAAGAGAUUUAACAGUUCUUUUUUGCGUUAAAAAAUAUGUAACAUUUGUUUGUCACUUUGGAUAUUUGAUGAUCAUAUUAGAAAAGAAAGGGAUACGAGACAGACAUAUUGGAAUUGGAUAUAAAUGUGUAAUGUUACUGCUGUUCAAAUUAAAAUUUGCGGUUUAUUGGUUUUUCA